Loa loa (African eye worm) is the source of this 353-nucleotide messenger RNA. RefSeq lists its product as hypothetical. Bases 1 to 201 code for a protein of 66 amino acids. Lineage: Eukaryota; Metazoa; Nematoda; Chromadorea; Rhabditida; Onchocercidae. The transcript is spliced from 2 exons. The record is from RefSeq and is a predicted model, not a curated record.
AUGGUUGAGUAUGCGGGUCGCACUCAGAAAAUGCAUGAAAACAUAACAAGAAAAGUGGAACAACUGGUGGCUGAUAUGACACGACAACUGAUCGCAAACGCCGGCAACCAAGAGGAUGUUGAGGUGGAAGUGAAAAUGUUUUUUGGGAAGCUUAUCGGCAGUCCAGAAAAUGCAACUAGUCGGAAGUUAGUUCAUUACUAAUUUUUUGAAAAUUGGAAACAAUUUCGAAGGAAGCCUUGGAAAACAUGGUUCCAUAAUUCAUGACGACUCUAUCAAUCUGUUCGUGAACUGCCUUGCGUGCAACACUUGGAAGAAUCACUUCACGUGUCCGACGGUUUGCUCAGGAUGGUCUU